Echinops telfairi (small Madagascar hedgehog) is the source of this 2881-nucleotide messenger RNA. It is a transcript of the gene USP16, whose product is annotated as ubiquitin specific peptidase 16. The coding region runs from base 129 to 2609 and encodes 826 amino acids. Gene Ontology annotation, cellular component: nucleus; cytosol. The transcript has 18 exons. The record is from RefSeq and is a predicted model, not a curated record. Gene Ontology annotation, biological process: regulation of gene expression; regulation of cell cycle. Gene Ontology annotation, molecular function: cysteine-type deubiquitinase activity; zinc ion binding; cysteine-type endopeptidase activity. NCBI's taxonomy places the organism in Eukaryota, Metazoa, Chordata, Mammalia, Afrosoricida, Tenrecidae.
CUGUCGCUCCUCACUCGUCACCGGGAGGAAGACGGAGAUGCCUGCCUAGCUCAUUAGGGGCGACAGCGAUGGGCGCCGUCGUCGUGGAUUAGUACUUUGUGUCGUUACGUCAUCUAUAAACUGCCAACAUGGGAAAAAAACGAACAAAGGGAAAAACUCUUUCAAUUGAUGAUUCAUCUGAAUCUUUAGAACCUGUGUGCAGACACAUUAGAAAAGGAUUGGAACAAGGUAAUUUGAAGAAGGCUUUGGUGAGCGUGGAAUGGAAUAUCUGUCAAGAUUGUAAGACAGACAAUAAAAUAAAAGAUAAAUCUGACGAGGAGACAGAAGAGAACUCUUCAGUUUGGCUCUGUCUUAAAUGUGGCCAUCAGGGCUGUGGCCGAAAUUCUCAGGAGCAGCAUGCCCUGAAGCACUAUAUGACACCAAGAUCUGAACCCCACUGCCUCGUUCUUAAUUUGGACAACUGGAGCGUAUGGUGUUACCUGUGUGAUAAUGAGGUCCAGUAUUGUACUUCAAAUCGAUUGGGUCAGGUGGUUGAUUAUAUUAGAAAACAAGUUGAUAUUGCAACGCCAAAAUCAGCAGCCAAAGAUAAUGGAAACAUUGAACUUGAAAAUAAAAAAUUAGAAAAAGACAGUAAAAAUGAACAAGAAAGAGAGAAAAAGGAAACCAUGGCUAAAGAAAAUCCUUCCACGAAUUCUGCUUCCCAAAUCACCGUGAAAGGACUCAGUAAUUUGGGAAAUACGUGCUUCUUCAAUGCAGUUAUGCAGAAUUUGUCCCAAACUCCGGUGCUUAGACAACUCCUGAAAGAAGUCAAAAUGUCUGAAACUAUUGUGAAAAUUGAGCCACCUGACUUGGCGUUAACAGAAUCCUUAGAAAUUAACCUUGAGCCUCCAGGACCUCUCACUUUGGCAAUGAGCCAGUUUCUUAAUGAGAUGCAAGAGACCAAAAAGGGGAUUGUGACACCUAAAGAGCUCUUUUCUCAGGUCUGUAAAAAAGCGGUGCGGUUUAAAGGCUAUCAGCAGCAAGACAGUCAGGAGCUGCUUCGCUACCUAUUGGAUGGAAUGAGAGCCGAAGAACACCAGCGAGUGAGUAAAGGCAUUCUUAAAGCAAUUGGUAAUUCUACAGAAAAAUCGGAUGAAGAAUUAAAAAAUAAAGUUAAAGAUUAUGAAAAGAAAAAAUCAGUACCAAGCUUUGUGGACCGCAUUUUUGGUGGUGAACUGACUAGUACAAUCAUGUGUGAUGAAUGUAGAACUGUCUCCUUGGUUCAUGAAUCUUUCCUUGAUUUGUCUCUCCCAGUUUUAGAUGAUCAGAGUGGCAAGAAGAGUAUAAAUGAUCAAAAUCUGAAAAAGACAAUGGAGAAUGAAGAUAAAGAUAGCGAGGAAGAAAAGGAUAAUGAUAGUUACAUAAAAGAGAGAAAUUAUAUUUCUUCAGGAACAAGUAAACACUUACAGAAAAAAGCCAAGAAGCAAGCUAAAAAGCAAGCCAAGAACCAACGAAGACAGCAGAAGUUGCAAGGGAAAACUUUACUGUUAAAUGAUUUUUGUACCAAUGACCAUCCUGAAGAUAAUGAAUGUGAUACUGAAGGGUCACCUCAGGAGGAAAUGGAUGUUCACUCCAACCUUAUCUCACCAGAGGAUGUUACCAAUAACGAAAAUAAUGUUAAUCAAAAAGAUUUGAAUGACCAAGAAAAAAUGAUAGAAAAAGGAACUGAUUACCAAUCCACAGAGGAAGCAGAUAUGAGAAAUGUCAGCAUGGGUAAUGAUGUGGAGCUCUUGUCGUCUCCCCCCGCUGAGUGCACUAAGGAUUUAAAUGGUGUCUGCCUGAAGGAAGACAGUGACGGAGAAGUGGACAUUUCCAGUGGUUUUAAAAACCUUAACUUGAAUGCUGCUCUUGAGCCAGAGGAAAUAAAUAUAGAGCUUCUGAAUGACAGUCAUAUUCCCGGGACACAGGUCUAUGAGGUUGUAAAUGAAGAUCCAGAAACUGCUUUCUGUACUCUUGCCAACAGGGAAGCUCUCAGUACUAAUGAGUGGUCAAUCGAGCAUUGUUUGUAUCAGUUUACACGUAAUGAGAAACUUCGUGAUGCAAACCAACUACUUUGUGAAGUCUGCUCACGAAGACAGUGCGGUGGCCCCAAGACAAAUAUAAAAGGUGGAAGGAAGCGUGUUUACACCAAUGCCAAAAAGCAGAUGCUGAUUUCUCUUGCUCCUCCUGUUCUCACUCUUCAUUUAAAACGGUUUCAGCAGGCUGGUUUUAACCUACGCAAAGUUAACAGACACAUAAAAUUUCCAGAAAUCUUAGAUUUGGCACCUUUUUGUACUCUUAAAUGUAAGAAUGUGGCUGAAGAAAACACAAGAGUACUGUAUUCCUUAUAUGGAGUCGUUGAACACAGUGGCACGAUGAGGUCUGGACAUUACACUGCCUACGCCAAGGCCAGAACUGCAAAUCAUCAUCUCUGCAAUCUCGUACUCCACGGUGACAUUCCACAAGAUUUUGAAAUGGAGUCAACUAAAGGUCAGUGGUUUCACAUCAGCGACACACACGUGCAAGCUGUGCCUACAACCAAAGUACUAAACUCACAAGCGUACCUUCUAUUUUAUGAGCGAAUACUGUAACAACCUCAAAUUCUUUCUCCAGAAACACAUUUAUGGUUUUUAUAAUGGCUGCUAAUAAAAAGACUAACUGUAAAUUAAUGUACUUAGAACUACAUGGCAGAAGAAAUCAUGUUUAUUGAUAUACAGAAAGAAAUCUAAAAAUUUACAAUGGUUUUAUAUCGGUGAGUGGUUUUUACCAGUUUCAUUUUUGGAAAUUCUGAAUUACUAAAGUCCACUUGUGUUUAAUGUGGGGAUGGUGGGGCAGAACACAAUAAACUGACUUACUCCAGAAA